This is a messenger RNA of Thlaspi arvense, 1093 nucleotides long. NCBI's taxonomy places the organism in Eukaryota, Viridiplantae, Streptophyta, Magnoliopsida, Brassicales, Brassicaceae. The record is from the annotation of a GenBank genome assembly.
AUGCAGAAAGCUAGUCAUCGUAUUGAAGGAAGAAACACUUUGACAACCGUUUUACAAAGAGGAGCAUCAAGGCAAGCCAUUGCUGAUUCGGGUCUCAUGAGUGUGGUGGACUCAAAUAGAGCAAAGGGUCAGGCCAAAAUAAUGUGUAAUGAAACUUUCAAAUCAUUAGGGUUGUGUAGUGGUUGUGACGAUGAUAUGCUUGCAGGACUAUUGUUUGGCUUCCGAAAUCAGCAAGCAAGAAUGCGUAUGGAAUAUCGGUCUUGCAUUUCUAGAUCUUUUGCAUCAAGAACUUCUAAAGAACCUGGCAAUAAGGCUAGGAAAGAGGUGACAACUGUGGAGGAUCCAUUUGAUUCUCCUACGUACCAUAUCCCGGAGAAGCCGGUGACGUUUACAGAAGGUGCUUCCUACAGUCUUGUGAUUCUUGCUGGGCUUGGUGUCGCUGGAGCUGCUGGGUACGCUGUGUUGAAAGAGCUCGUGUUUCAACCAAAAGAGUACAAGAUCUUUGACAAAGCCUUGAAGAGAAUCAAAGAUGACAGUCAGGUGAGGGUUAGGAUUGGAUCACCCAUCACAGGGUACGGACAAGAAUCCAGAAACCGAGCUGCUCGUCAACGUAUACCAAACAGAGUGUUUACAGAUGAAGACGGUGUAGAGCAUGUUGAGGUGAACUUCUUCAUCCGUGGGCCUCACGGAGCAGGGAAAGUGUACAGUGAGAUGUUUAGAGACAAGACAGACAAAGAGUGGAAAUACACUUACCUCAUCGUUGAGAUUUUAGCUCCUUCUCCAGCCAAACUCAUGCUCGAGUCCUAUUUGCCCGCCUAGACUCACUCACACACACUCCUUGGUUCUGUUUUCUAAUGUUUCAGUUCGAUCCGGAUAACAUAACUCAUAAACUAAUAGGACAUCCUUUUAACCAGACAUAUGUUGCAUUCCUGCUACUGUCUGAAUCUCGUCCUGCUAAUUGUUUUGGUAUUUGGAUUACUGUUGGUUUUUGUAAAUCUUUGUUUUGUUAGCAAUGAAGUUUUGUGUAUUUUUUUUUUUAUAAGAAUAUGAGCCAAAACUCAUACUCCAUAGCUUUCGCCACCGUCAAAACUUG